AUGGCCGCCUCUCGCUACUGUCCGUCGUGUCUUUCAGCAGUCUCCAGAUCGAUACCGCAGACGCGAAUCAACCCAAUCCAAACGCCGUCCUUCCUCCUCCCUUUUCAUCAAAUCCGCACCGCAGUCCAAUCCGCCAAUGCCGCGAAAUACAAACGUAAAGGCAAGGACCAGCCUGCAAAUCAGCGACGAAAGAAGGGGCGGACGACAUACUAUACUGCAGAUCUCAAAAAUGCAUUGCAAUUCUCUUUGCUAGACGCGAUGCGGUAUCUUAAAGCCGCAGAAGUUGGUCGCCCACCCGCAUCAGCAAAGUACGAGCUACACGUGAAGCUCAAGACUCCCAAGAACGGCGCAGUCGUCCGAAACCGACUGCGAUUACCCCAUCCCGUCAAGACCGACCUUCGAAUUUGUGUAAUCUGCCCUUCGGAUAGCAAGCAAGCACAGGCGGCGCGAGACGCAGGUGCGGUGUUGGUUGGGGAAGAGGAGGUGUUUGAUCUGGUGAAGGAGGGCAAGAUUGAAUUUGAUCGAUGUAUAUGCCAUCAGGACAGCCUGCCGAAGCUCGCGAAGUCAGGUAUUGCCAGAAUACUUGGUCCACGAGGGUUGAUGCCAUCCGCGAAGACGGGGACGGUUGUCAAAGAUGUCGCCACUUCAGUGAGAGACAUGGUCGGCGCAUCAGAGUACAGAGAGCGGGCUGGAGUCGUGCGACUGGGCAUUGGUCAAUUGGCGUUUACGCCUGAGGAGAUGCAGAAGAACAUUCGAACGGCUAUCGACAGCAUUAAGAAAGACAUAGCAGGUGUUGCCGAUCGAACGCCAAAGGACAUACAUGAGGUGGUCCUGAGCAGCACCAAUGGCCCAGGCUUUAGCUUGAGUGGAGAGAUAAGAGGACCAAACAGCCCGCCGUCAAAGGACUUAGCCGUGAAAGACGAAGCGGUGGCAUAG
Zasmidium cellare ATCC 36951 is the source of this 936-nucleotide messenger RNA. RefSeq lists its product as uncharacterized. Lineage: Eukaryota; Fungi; Ascomycota; Dothideomycetes; Mycosphaerellales; Mycosphaerellaceae. The record is from RefSeq and is a predicted model, not a curated record. The transcript has 2 exons. Bases 1 to 936 code for a protein of 311 amino acids.